CGCCCCUUUCAGGCGGUGACGCAGGCGGUGACGCGACGGAAGGGGCGGGGCGCGGCGCCAUGGCGGAGCUGGACUUGCUGGGCUCCAUCCUCAGCGCCAUGGAGCGGCCGCCCGGGCUGGGCGACCAGGAGACGCGGCGCCGCGCGCGAGAACAAGCCGCCCGGCUGAAGAAGCUGCAGGAGCAGGAGAAGCGGCAGAAGGUGGAGUUCAGAAAGAGGAUGGAGAAGGACGUGUCUGAUUUCAUCCAAGACAGCGCACAGACCAAAAAGAAAUUCCAGCCCAUGAACAAGCUAGAACGCAGCAUCCUGCACGACGUGGUGGAAGUGGCCGGCCUGACGUCCUUCUCCUUCGGUGACGAUGAGGAGAGUCGUUAUGUCAUGAUCUUUAAGAAGGAGUUCGCCCCGUCGGACGAGGAGCUGGAGGCCUAUCGCUGUGGGGAGGAAUGGGACCCACAGCGGGCCGAGGAGAAACGCCGCCUCAAGGAGCUGGCUCAGAGGGAGGCGGAGCAGGAGGCGCUGAGGGGCCCGGCCGUGGUGAACCCCAACACCGACUACAAGGACAAAUACAGUCACCUCAUCGGCAAGGAGGCCGCCAAGGACGCCGCCCACACCAUGCAGGCCAACAAGGCGUACGGCUGCGUUCCCGUGGCGAACAAGCGGGACACGCGCUCCAUCGAGGAGGCCAUGAACGAGAUCCGGGCGAAGAAGCGGCUGCGGCAGAGCGAAGACGAGGGGCCGGGCGGGGCCGGGACCUCCUAGUGCUGGGGGGGGGGCGUCCUGCCCAGAGUGGGGGGGCAGGGAGCAGAUCUCAGGGACUGACCCCAGACCUGCUGCUGUGUGUGAACCUUGCUUGGGGCGUCCCGACUGGCGGGGGAGGGGGCUGCCCUGCCCCCCAUGUACCCAGGUAACCCCCCGCCCCCACUAUUUACCCGGUAGCCUAGGAGUGAUUUUAGGUUUUCAAUUGGGGGCGGGGGCGUAUUUUAAGUGAUUUUGUUUGGAAUUGUUUUUUCUCUCCAGCUCGGGGAGGGGGGUGAGUGUGAGCGGGG
Molecule: messenger RNA, 1045 nt
Organism: Mauremys mutica (yellowpond turtle)
Lineage: Eukaryota; Metazoa; Chordata; Testudines; Geoemydidae
Gene: SPAG7
Product: sperm associated antigen 7
Exons: 7
Coding region: 60-758 (232 amino acids)
Molecular function (GO): nucleic acid binding
Source: RefSeq, a predicted model, not a curated record